Messenger RNA from Orbicella faveolata, 2235 nucleotides. RefSeq lists its product as uncharacterized. The record is from RefSeq and is a predicted model, not a curated record. NCBI's taxonomy places the organism in Eukaryota, Metazoa, Cnidaria, Anthozoa, Scleractinia, Merulinidae.
ACAACGACCCAUCAAAAUGCUGGAAACUUUUUAAGGCUAGUGGGGCCGAGCAAUUCAAACAACUGAAGCAAAUAAUCCAAGUCGAACUUAACAUUGUUAAGAAUCCCAACUGGCCGGAGGCAAACCAGUUGGCUAUUUACAAGCGUGGCCGCUGGAUUUGAACUCGGGGCUACUGUGAAUCAAAUCAAGGUAGUGGUUAGAGCGGAACUCGAACCCGUGACUGCUGAAUUGCGAGUCCGACGCGCUGACCUUUCACUGAGUUUAGUUUACAUGGAACAGUCAGAAUAUGGAAAAACACAUAAGUGUAACUCAAACACAUGAUUCUUUGCUUCUUCUCAGUUUUGCAGGAUUUGAUGUUAUGACACUAGCCAAUAAUCACUUGAACGACUUUGGUUCAGAAGGAGUCAACUUUACUGUUGACGUUCUUAAAAAGACGAGAGUGAAAUAUUUUGGCGUCACUUAUGGCAAAUAUGACUCUUCUCAGGAACCUUUGAUACUGGAACGACGCGGAAUAAAGAUAGGGUUUCUUGGUUACUGUGAUUCCAUAACCGCGGCCAUAGACAAAAACUGUACCGAAAUGAGAAUGUUGUUCAAUUCUGGUCCUGCUCUUUACCGAGAUGACAUCGCCACAAGAGACUUCAACAAGCUAAAACAGGCUAAGGUAGACAUCAUAGUCGUCUUUAUACACUAUGGUCAAGAACGCUGCUUAGGCCCGCGUCCCUACCAGCAUCGUAUUAACAAACACCUGAUGUCACUUGGUGCACACGUCAUCAUUGGAUCACAUCCUCACGUGCUACAACCACACUGUGUUACUGAAGACAACAAGGUGAUAGCACACAGUCUGGGGAAUUUCUUGUUUUACCCAAACCGUCCUAUCGGUGGCGGCAAUCCGGAAGUUUAUGGACGUUUGGGUAACAAACCUGAUAAACUCUUGAUAGAAUCCUACGAACACUUUGUACUUGAAAGCCCUGAGAAUUUAAAAGCGUCCCGUAUGCUGAAAGUUACCAUCUCAAGGAGUGGCAUUGUGGGAGCAAAAUAUCUGCCCCUGAAAGUCGCAUUUGAUCCGAAAACCAAGCGAAUUCACCCUGAACCGAAAAAGAAAGCAAAAUGGAUUCUCGUCUGCGGAGUUGAAGAUAAGCAAUGCCAACCAUGUCAUAAGAGUUGAAAGGAGAUAAGGAAAACCACACACCUGCCGUCUUUUUACAAGUUAUUUUCUAUUUCAAGUUAAUUACUGCAAGAGUGCUAAAUAAUGUACCUCUGAUUUGAACCGUUUAGCUAUUUGAUCUUCAUUUAAUUCCCUUAAAAAAACGUUAAGAUUCAUUAGCUUUCAAUAAUUAAGCUUGCGAGCAAGCUCUAUGGCUUGCAGGCAAACUGCAAGCUAAUACAUCUUGGCUUAUACUAUCCAGGAGUUUUGCUUUAACGUAUCUACAACAAGCUGGCAUCAGUGUGUAGAAGAUCUUACCUACCAUCUUCCCAUAUCUAGCGCCUUUUGAAAAGUUGCAGACCGUUAAUUUAAAAAAUAUACAUUUUUUUUUAAAUUCUAAACAUGUUUGUCAGAUUCUCGGCGGUUUCUCCAUUCCAAACCAUAAAGCUGCAGUCGAACCAUACGGCCUGUCGAACUAAACAGACCUACGCCCGAUAUAAGAUGGUGGAUAAGCAUCGAGGUGCGUAGCGCCGAGCUGGCUAUAAUCAUCUCAUAUUCAACAAGCGCGAGUGGAAUAACUUUUAUUAAAAACGCCCACAAAAUAUGACAAUGACAAUGACAAUGAUAAUCAUAAGCAUAGUAAUAGCGAUAGUGAGUGAUAGUGAUAGUGACAAUGAAAAUGAAAAUGAAAAUGAAAAUGAAAAUGAUAACGAUAACGAUAAUGAUAAUGAUAAUGAUAACGACGACGACGAUGAUGAUGAUGAUGACGAUGGACUUGUUUAAUAACACGUUAUUUUACGAGGGCAAAAUUGAUUACUGAUGACCCAAUAGUUUACAUAAGAGCCGUCCCUAAGCCAAUCUAAAAUCAGAGUGUAUACCUAAAAUAGUUACUAAUAAAUUAAUCAAUACGUGUAAACUGAAUUAAUACUACUCAAUUAAUCAAAACUAAACAAACUAACAAUAAAAACGCCUCAAAAAAUCAUGCGUACACUUACCAUGUUAGUUGAGCAUGGUCUAAUAGACAAUUAGAUUAUGACCUCGAGAUUUUUAUUUAAAGAAUAGAGUGUUUCUACCGAGGAGCUAUCGGCUGA